Trichoderma atroviride IMI 206040 is the source of this 1917-nucleotide messenger RNA. RefSeq lists its product as uncharacterized. Lineage: Eukaryota; Fungi; Ascomycota; Sordariomycetes; Hypocreales; Hypocreaceae. Gene Ontology annotation, biological process: amino acid transmembrane transport. The record is from RefSeq and is a predicted model, not a curated record. Gene Ontology annotation, cellular component: membrane. Gene Ontology annotation, molecular function: amino acid transmembrane transporter activity.
GCCUCGGGUUUGUUUCUUCUCUUUUCUGCUUUUGUUUCUCCCUCAUACGCUUUCUCUUCUUCUCCUUUGCCUUGUCCAUCACUCACAAUUGUGAGCAAAGUCGUCGCCAUGGAGAAAAAAUCCAGCUCUGGGCCCGACGAGGCCUACGACAUCAACAUCGAGGCCAGCUCGCCAAUUGACAACAACGACUUCACUCUGGCCCACGAUGGCGAGCAGCUCAAGCGUGGUCUCAAGAGUCGUCAUCUGCAGUUCUUGGCCCUGGGAGGCGCCAUUGGAACUGGUCUCUUUGUCGGUUCCGGUGGCAUUCUCGCUGAUACUGGCCCUGCACCGCUCUUCAUGGCCUACAUGUCCAUGUCCAUCAUCGUCUGGAUCGUCAUGAACGGCCUGGCCGAAAUGACGGUCUAUCUACCGUUUAGAGGCGUCACCAUCCCUUACUACGUCAGCCGAUACGUCGAUUCCAGCUUGGGCUUCGCCGCGGGAUGGAAUUACUGGUAUGCCUACACAAUGCUCGUUGCGGCAGAAGCUUCCGCAGCAGCCAUUGUGAUAGACUAUUGGAAAGCCCAUGUCAAUGUUGCCGUCUGGAUCGCCAUUAUCCUCCUCGUCUUGUUGGCGCUCAACUUAUUCGCCGCCGCCAUUUUCGGAGAGGCAGAAUUUGUCUUUGCGUCUAUCAAGCUGAUCGCCCUGUUUGUUCUCUGCAUCAUUGGUAUUGUCUUGUUCUUUGGCGGUGGCCCAGACCAACAUCAUGUUCUCGGCUUCCAUUACUGGAACGAUCCCGGAGCCUUUGUAGAAUACAACGCCAAGGGGUCGACUGGCCACUUUUUGGGUUACUGGCACGCCUUUGUCAAAGCUGGUUUUGCCUUUAUUACCAGCCCAGAGUUGAUCGCGAUCGCCGCUGGAGAGGCUGUUUCCCCCCGCCGAAACCUCAAGAAGGCCGCUCGUCGCUUUGUUUUCCGCUUGACAUUGUUCUACGGCGUAUCCUCUCUCAUCAUCGGCAUCAUCGUCGCUUCGAACGACCCAAGGCUCCUCGGAGCCUCUGACGCCAGCGCUUCGCCCUUUGUCAUUGGUAUCCAGAAUGCAGGCAUCCCAGUGUUGAACCACAUCAUCAACGCCGUCAUUCUGACUUCCGCCUGGUCUGCUGGAAACUCCUUCCUCUACUCUGCCAGCCGAGUGUUAUAUUCCAUGUCAAUCAGCGGCCAAGCCCCCAAGGUAUUCGCUCAUACGAAUCGAUGGGGCGUCCCCUACGUGGCUGUUCUCUUUACCUGGGUCUUCACUCUUCUCGCUUUCCUCAAUGUCAGCAACUCUGGCGCUACGGUCUUCAACUGGUUUGUCAAUAUUUCAACCAUUUCUGGCUUCAUUGCGUGGAUCAUCAUCUUGGUUACCUAUCUUCGCUUCCGCAAAGCCAUCAUCUUCAACAACCUCUUGGGAGAACUACCGUACAAGACGCCUUUCCAGCCAUAUACCACUUAUUUUGCGCUCUUCAUCAUUUCCCUUCUCACCCUCACAAACGGCUUCCAAAUUUUCAUCGGAGAUAACUGGAACGUGAGCGAUUUUAUUGCUGCGUACAUUACUCUGCCCAUCGUUCUCGUGCUUUAUCUCGGCCACAAGAUCUGGAAGCGCACUUCCUUCUGCAUCAAGACAUCUGAAGUCGAUGUCAUUACGGGUAAGAAGGAGAUGGACGAAAUGGAAGCGAUGGACCAGCCUCCUGUACCCAAGAACUGGCUACAGAAGGUCUGGUUCUGGCUGGCGUAAAUAAAGGUGCGAGACAGAGGUGGUUUUGUAGAUCGCGUUGCUAUUUCUGAUUGUAUAUACUGUUAGCUCAAGAUUUUCAGCUCUUGAUUAUAUGACUUCUUGAUAGAUACCCAGUCAUGACUUGGAUGAGGGUUGCGCUGAUGAAAAUGAUUAAAUAUUCUAAACUAC